Molecule: messenger RNA, 2538 nt
Organism: Ostrinia nubilalis (European corn borer)
Lineage: Eukaryota; Metazoa; Arthropoda; Insecta; Lepidoptera; Crambidae
Product: kelch-like protein 10
Exons: 7
Coding region: 51-1937 (628 amino acids)
Molecular function (GO): protein binding
Source: RefSeq, a predicted model, not a curated record
UCUGUCAUCGCGACAGAUAACAAGUUUCGACCGCCGUUUUUUCGAAAGGCAUGGAAUUUAAUACGAAACAUCGAAAAUUAACCAAAACUAAAAAUUCUGUUCGUACUCCUUCAACCGCGAAACCACGUUUAACCAAAAAGAAGACUGUAACUCGUAAAAGAAAAUGCGUGUGUCUCCCUGAAAAUUACUCGGUAGUAGAGUUCCCAGCUAUUUGGAAUGAGCUGCGACAAAACGGCCAACUGUGCGAUGGAACGAUUGUUUGUAGGGACAUGAAAACUAUACGCGUACACCGGGCGAUACUAUCUGCCGUAAGUCCGUAUUUCAAAGCGAUAUUUAUAAAUUCUUUAAAAAAAGGAGAGAAAGAGGAAACUGAGAUAUUCGUUGAUGUCCCUAGUUAUUACAUGAGUCUUAUCCUUGAUUAUGCAUAUACGGGCACGUGUAUCGUAACCGCAGAGAAUGUAGAAUAUCUUUUGCCUUACGCGGAUCAAUUUGAUGUUGUCGGAGUCAUACAGCUGUGUUGCCAAUUUCUGCUGCAAGAGCUGAGACCGCAUAACUGUCUUGGAAUAUUUAAAUUUGCAAGGUAUUACUUCUGCGGGGAAUUAGAAAAGAAAGGUAAAUUAUAUAUAAGACAGAAUUUUAGCAGAAUACUUAAGGAAUGUAAUGAGUUUAAAUCACUUGCAUACGAUGAGCUCGAAGACAUCCUGAGGGAUGACGAACUCAAUGUUCGGAACGAGGAAAUAGUAUUCCAAGCUGUUAAAACGUGGGUAGAAUAUGAUUUAGAAAACAGAAGAAAAUAUAUUCCAUCGCUAUUGUGCUGUGUGCGGUUCGGUCACAUUAGUUAUAAAUAUUUCAAAUCAAAAAUACUCCAGUGGCAGCCAGUCGUCGAUGAUGCAAAGAAUCAAGAGGCGUUGUAUCCAGCUGUGGUAUUUCAUACACUGUUAGAUUCUCGCCCCGGUACGGAAGCUGACCUAAACGACCCUCUGGCGAGACCACGAAUACCCUACGAGAUACUUUUUGCUGUUGGAGGAUGGAGUGCAGGAAGCCCCACAAGUUUUGUUGAAACAUACGAUACGAGGGCUGACCGUUGGUUCCUCUCCAUCCACAUGGACCUGACGCCUCGGGCGUACCACGGGCUGUGUACCCUCAACAACCUGAUCUACAUGAUCGGCGGCUUCGACGGCAGCGACCACUUCAACACCGUCCGAUGCUAUGACCCGGUGGCCAACACAUGGCACGAGAGGGCUUGUAUGUACCAGGCGAGGUGUUACGUCAGCGUGGUCGUUCAUGAUGGUCUGAUUUACGCGCUGGGUGGGUACAACGGGCGCACUCGCAUGUCCUCUGUGGAGCGCUACUACCCCGACAAGAACCAAUGGGAAAUGACAACGCCGAUGAACAAGCAACGGUCGGACGCCAGCGCAGCUUCCUUGAGUGGCAAGAUUUACAUAGUGGGUGGUUUCAACGGCCAAGAGGUUCUGAGCUCGGCUGAAGUGUUCGACGCAGACACGAAGCAGUGGAGCUUCAUCAGGUCCAUGCUGAGUCCUCGCUCUGGAGUCAGCCUCAUCGCCUACAGGGACUGUCUCUAUGCUCUCGGAGGAUUCAAUGGAUACAGUCGUCUCAAUACUGGAGAAAGAUUCAAUCCUCACCGCGGUGGUGACUGGCAAGAGGUGACAGAGAUGUUCAGCGCUCGCAGUAACUUCGCUACUGUUCUGCUGGAUGACAUGAUCUUCGUUAUCGGAGGCUUUAAUGGGUCGACCACAAUACCUCACGUCGAGUGCUACGACGGAGACACCCUGGAAUGGUAUGACGCUGCUCCAAUGAACCUGAAUCGGUCUGCCCUAAGCGCCUGCGUUCUUUCGGGACUUCCCAACGCGCGCUCUUUCUCCUACCUCGCCAAAGCUGUUCCCGCCGCUGGAGCAGACCAAGCUCACCAUUCAUAGUCCAAAACUAUUCUAAACUUAACCACACCACCCCUUUCCUUCGCUGUUAUUAAACAUCUUUGUUGUAACCGUACGUCUCUGAAGAAAUUUUAGAUACAGUUGAUUGCGAGUGCUGGCCAUUUUGUCGCGGACGUUUUGUUCGAAUUCUCGACUGUGAUAUAAUAAUCAAUUAAUGUACAUAGCGUUUGUGUAUUCUAUUUUUUAAUAUCUAUCAUAAAAUCAUGGUAAUUUAAUUGUAUAGAUCAAUGCCGAUAAACUUUGUACUUUAUUUUUAUAUUAAACAAUGCGUUGUAAAGGGCGAAGCUCUAUUCUGGAUUAUUUUAGAUAAACUUUUAAAGCGAGGGGUUUAUAAAUUCUCAAGUUUUUUUUAUGUAUAGUGUAGUUUGUGAUAAAUUUAUUUUGGUACUUUUGUGUAUAGUUCGCGUCCGGCAAAUCAGGAUGGUCGCGUUUUGGAUGUGUGUACGAUGCGCGGGCGCGUGCGGCCGCGGCGUUGUUGUAUCUGUGAUAUUUUCAAGGAUAAAAUUGCAAAAAAAUGUAAAAUUGAUUUUUAUGAAGAAAAAUUUACUGUACCCGAUUGAAAGAUUGAUAAAUUUACAAAUAA